GUUAUUAAAAAGGUGGCAACCAACAUCUCCAAUAGUGCAAACUUCACGGAUUCCAACAGGUUGUUUGAGUUCUUUUUAUGUCUCAGACUGAAGUCAACAUUUUGGCAUUUAUAAGGAUUGAUUGUGAAACCAUCACCAAUAGACCAUCGUUCAAUGUGAAAUAAAAACGCAUUUAUUUCAGGGUGAUGUAAAGUGGUAGAAAUCUUCAUACAUACAGUGAGAUCAUCCGCAUACUGAACAAAGGUGUUUUCUGUGAAAGAUGACAAAUCAUGCAGGAAAUCUGUGAAAAUAAUAGUAGAAUCCUUUAUGUCGUUUAUAUCCACCAAUCUGGUAAAAGAGAUGGAUAUUUGCUUUUCGUACUCCCAAUUUCGUAAACAAAACUCUCGACGCGAGAAAGACUUCCCUGACAGUGAUUGUAUAUGUGUGGCUAUUUGAGAGCAUUUUGAGAAGUAGUGCAAACUCUCCCUACCCUCGACCGUACCAAGGUAUUUGGGGGUAAUCUAAUUACCUUUACUCUUCAACUAAAGAGGUUGGAUUUCAAUAAAAAGUUGAAUAAAUACAAAGUGAGUAACAUUAAUCUAUGGGAGAUACGAUUUAAUAUGGAUAGGAUGGGAAUUAAGAAAAUAUAUAGAUUCAAUUAGCUUGAAUGACCACUGUAAAAGGUGAAUUGAUAGAUUUGAUUUGUAGGAAGAUAUGAACAGAAUAACAGAGCUUAUUACUGUUUUCUGAUUAAUUGAUUUGUUCAGAACUUCUCAAUUAGUAGCUUUAUGGUUUAUGAAUAUAAUUUGCUCAUUUUGAAAAGUUUUUUUGUUUCCUGUUACUACUUAUAUCAAUCUUUUCUGAUAUUUCUCUUUUAAUUGAAUAGUUUUCUAUCGUUUAACUGUUUUAAAAUACACUGGUUGAUUGCCUAUCACUACAGGAUGGUACUACUCAUCAUUGAGGUGAAUGUCUCGAAACUGAUGAUAGAAAUUAUUAAGUUCAACUUUCUGAAUGGACUAGAUCGUUAGAACAACAAUGGACGUUCAACAGAAAACUAUAUCUACUAUCUGUGGAUAGAAAUGUACAGCUGUGAUAUUUUAAAACAAAUCAUGUUUACUUACUUUUACUACGACUGUUACUCCCAAUGUGGUAUAGGCCACCGACCAGCAUUCUCCAACCCACUCUGUCCUGGGCCUUCGUUUCUAGUUCCAUCCAAUGUUUGUUCAUUUUUCCCAUGUCUAUCUCCAUUUCUCGACGUUAUGUGUUCUUUGGUCUUCCUCUUCUCCUUUGGCCUUCUGGAUCCCAUAUGAGGGCUCGUCUUGUGACGCAAUUGGAUGCUUUCCUCAAUGUGUGUCCUAUCCACUUCCAGCGCUUCUUCCUGAUUUCUUCAUCCGCUGUGAUCUGGUUUGUUCUCCUCCACAGUAAGUUGUUGCUAAUAGUGUCUGGCCAACGGAACCGAAGUACUUUGCGUAGAGAGCCGUUAAUAAGCACUUGUAUCUUCUGGAUCAUGGCUUUCGUAAUCCUCCACGUUUCCACUCCAUACAGUAGAACUGUCUUGACAUUUGUAUUGAGAUUCCUAACCUUGGUGUUGGUUGACAGUUGUUUUAAAUUGCAGAUAUUCUUCAGUUGUAAAUAUGCUACUCAUGCUUCGCCGAUCCGCGCCUUCACAUCUGCAUCACGUCUAGUGUGUUCAUCAAUGAUACUGCCCAAAUAUGUAAAAAAUUUUCACAUCUUCCAAAUCUUCUCCGUCAAUUGUGAUUCGAUUGUUGCAUGCUGUGUUGUAUUGAAGAAUCAUGUUACUACCAAUUUUUUAUAUUGGUUGCAGUUCAUUUUAACAUGUACGUGUGUACUAGUGAUGUCAUUCAUGAGAUAUUGUUUUCUUAAUUUGUUCAAUAAUACAUGUCUCUCUAUCCUGAUGAUCAGUCUUUCAUUUUAUACAACAGUUACAUUGUCAAAAAUACAUACGACAAAUUUUAUAAACAUACAAUGUACAACUUAUUUCUUUAUAUUUCAUAUUUAUAAUUCUGUAAAAUUAUGACUUGGCUUUAUCAUGGAUAUCUAAUUUUACUCCACUUUUAAUAUGAACUCAACUAUUCAAUGUUCAAUUGAUUGUAUCACGAAAUAAUAGGAUAUGAUACGGUCACCUCCUUUCCUCCCUCCUCUCUCUCUGAUUGGUUUGUAAUAAUAGCAUAUUUUGAAAAUAACAAUUACAGAAUUGAUGCCAGUUUA
Molecule: messenger RNA, 2208 nt
Organism: Schistosoma mattheei
Lineage: Eukaryota; Metazoa; Platyhelminthes; Trematoda; Strigeidida; Schistosomatidae
Source: the annotation of a GenBank genome assembly